Encephalitozoon hellem ATCC 50504 is the source of this 639-nucleotide messenger RNA. RefSeq names its product Ras-like GTP binding protein. Gene Ontology annotation, molecular function: GTP binding; GTPase activity. The record is from RefSeq and is a predicted model, not a curated record. The coding region runs from base 1 to 639 and encodes 212 amino acids. The transcript has a single exon. NCBI's taxonomy places the organism in Eukaryota, Fungi, Microsporidia, Unikaryonidae. Gene Ontology annotation, biological process: small GTPase-mediated signal transduction.
AUGGUGGAAAUACCCACUGCGGAUAUAUCUAAGCAGUUGACUAUCAUAGGCUCUGCAACAUGUGGAAAGACAAGCAUUCUUACUAGGCAUGUGAAAAGAACGUUUGGAACUGAAAUAAGCCCCACUGUGUUCAACUCUGUUAGCAACACAUAUAAACACAAAGACCAUGUUGUUGAGCUAAGACUUUGGGAUACGGCAGGGCAAGAUGAAUAUGCCAGGUUCAGGCACCUUGCACUACCCUCUGCAGACUAUAUCAUGAUAGUGUAUGCUAUUGAUGACAGGUCUUCCUAUGCGGAGGUCAAGAACAGUCUUGUUGGACAAGUAAAGGAAAAGGCGCCCCAGGCCAAAUAUUUUCUUGUUGGUGCGAAAACCGAUUUAAGGGAGGAUAGUAAGAGGCUUGAGGAACUUGCUAGAAGUGGAGACUCCCCGAUAACCACCUCUGAAGGCCUAGAGCUUUCUCAAAGCAUCGGGGCGAUGGGAUAUUUUGAGUGCUCUGCAAAAAACAACAUUGGGAUUGAUGAUAUAUUUGAGAAGAUUUCGAAAUAUGCUUUAAAGAUACACCAGAAGGAAAGCAGAUCCUUUAUAGGGAGAAUACUCAAUUCUUUGUGGGACUUUCUUUGCUGUCAGCAAAUAAACUGA